AUGAGUGACAAGAAAGCAGACACAGACAUGUGGUUGAAUGCUGGCAAUAUGUUGCAAGGCAGCCUGUUCAGUAUACUGAAGUUUGACCCCAUAGUUGAAGCUAUGAAUAGUCUUCAAUUUGAUGCUGUGGCAGCUGAACCUGGUAUGUUCAGAUAUGGUGCAGAUGCAGCAGAGCAGAUUUAUAAGGAAGGUCUAAAAGAUGUACUGGUCCCCUUUAAUUACAAAGAACAAUCUACAAAACAGAUACAAAAAAGUGGAUGCAAAAUCGCAUUUGUUGGAUUUAUUGAUAAGGAAAAGGCAGAUGCAAUGGGUGUCAAUGAUGUAACAUUACAAGAUGAAAUGGAGUACAUUAAAAAAGAAGUGGCAGCACUGACGGCAGGAGACAAUGACAUCAUAAUUUUAAUGGGCAAUUUUGAGGCGUUCCUGCUCAUGGAUGAUGUGAUGAAUGACCUCAACUGGUGGGUGUGGGAGACAUUCAAGAGUAGUAGCUUUAGCAGCAGAGUUUAUAAUGGGCAGAUUGUGGGAGGUUGGACUUGGACUACAUCCAAAGGCAAGGCAUUGGAGAUGGCUAGUAUUGAAGGAGUAGAUUUGGUGAUAUACAGUGGUGCUGAGGCAGCAGAUUUCUCACCUGAUAGUAACUAUCUCUGGAAUGAUACUCAAAGAAGUAAUGGUGAAAAGGUUUACAUUGCGAGCCUGAAAAUUGAUGCUACAAAACCAGAAUCUGUCUUCACAGUGGGAGAAAUAUCUCUGACAGUCACUGAUGACUGCACAGUGUCUGAUGCAAUAUUUAAUAAUGUUUCAGACUAUGGGCAACAGAAUAUCAGUGACUCAUUCUAUGACCAAACAGUCACCCUCCUGGAAGGUAUGCAGACAGCAGUUGCCAAAACAUCUGUCCCACUGACUGGAGCUGACAAUGUAUGCCAGCUGGGAGAAUGUCUGCUGGGCAACUUGGUGGCUGAUGCAAUGAUGUCGGCAGUUUCAGCAGCGGAAGAGAUCCCGGUAAUAUUUUCUGUUUUUCCGACAUGGACACUGUUCACAAAUGUUUCUUUAACAGGUAAUAUCAGUGUGGCUGAUAUAUAUGGGAUCUUUGAGAAUGAUUCUUACAUUUAUUCUGUAACGCUGAAUGGGCAACAACUGAAAGAAAUGUUUGAAGAGGCAGUGUCUGAUUAUAGGUCACCCUCUGAACCGAUGAAAAAUUUCCUGCAAGUAUCUAAUUAUCUUCAUGCAACUUACAACCUGCAAAAUAAAGCAGGGGAAAGAGUGAAACAAAUACAAAUAUUUAAUAUCAGUGACCCUAGAGGAUUCAACACUGUGAAUUUUAAUGAUGCAACAAUUAGUUAUAAUGUAGCACUUCCAAAAUUUGUUCUGGAAGGAAAUCACUUCUCAUUUGUUAAGAGUGAAUCUUUGAAUCCUAAAUUUUAUAAGUUUACAUUCCUGGAUAGUUUGACUGACUACAUUUCGUGGAAAGGUUCACUUCAAAGCAGUGCUAUACCUGUUAUUCCAACAGUUGGUGAGAGAAUUAAAUUUUAUAAAGGAACAAGCAAUUCUGGAGAAACCUGCUAUAACAAUACAGGAGAGGUUGUAAUAAUUACUCUGGUAAUAAUUGUGGUAAUAGCUGGUGCAGGAUUUGCUGGCUGGAAGUUCCUGUACCCUAAAUAUAGAGCAAGGCGAGGAUCAAGGAUAGCACUGAUUAUGUGA
Schistocerca piceifrons (Central American locust) is the source of this 1698-nucleotide messenger RNA. RefSeq names its product protein 5NUC-like. Gene Ontology annotation, biological process: nucleotide catabolic process. The transcript is spliced from 11 exons. NCBI's taxonomy places the organism in Eukaryota, Metazoa, Arthropoda, Insecta, Orthoptera, Acrididae. Bases 1 to 1698 code for a protein of 565 amino acids. The record is from RefSeq and is a predicted model, not a curated record. Gene Ontology annotation, molecular function: hydrolase activity.